GGAGAAAGCGCCUUGCCCUGCAGUAACCUCCUCCAGAUCCACCGCAGCAUCCUGGAUGACAUGUGUUAUUAUUGCCAUGUUUUUAAACCUAACGCAUGGCACUAAUCUGGAUACGUUAGGUGGGUUAUCGCGAUAAAAUGAGCACGGACGUUUAUUUCCGUGGAGGGCGGAUGGCUAUUGACUGACUAGAAACACUGGCAGGCAGUGAACAGAUUUUACCAGCCCAUUAUGUUUUCAGCCAUCAUGCCCAACUAGUAAACAAGUAGAUACAGAAGCGACGGAGCUAGCGAACACAAUUGAUGAUUGACAAGAGUGGGCUCGCGUGGCCAUGGAUGCCUUCAGCCAGCUGAUCCUGCUCAUCGCCGUAGUGAGUUUCUGCACUUUCCAGUGGCUGUUCCACAGCGUGAGUCCCUGGGUGUCGUCCAGGGUCAGCCUCGGCUUCCUCACUCUCAGUCACAAGCAGCAGAUCGAGUGGAACUCGAGAACGGUGUCCACGCUCCAUGCGAUUAUCGUCGGCCUCUUCUGUCUCUACAUCCUUCUCUUCGAUGAAGCCGUCAACCAGGACCCCGUGUGGGGAGAUCCUACGCUGGUGAAGAUAAACGUGGGAAUAACAACAGGUUACCUCAUAUCUGAUUUGCUGCUCAUAUUUUACUAUUGGAGGGCGAUAGGGGACAAGUUUUUUGUAAUUCACCACCUGGCAGCGCUGUAUGCUUACUACUAUGUACUGGGCCAAGGAAUGUUGCCUUAUUUUGCUAACUUCCGUCUGCUUGCAGAGUUUUCCACCCCAUGUGUGAACCAGCGCUGGUUCUUUGAAGUGUUAGGUUACCCUAAAUGCUCCAGGCCCAACAUUGCCAACGGGGUGCUGAUGGCGGUUGUGUUUUUCAUGGUACGGAUCGCAGUCAUGCCCGUUUACUACAGUCGUAUGUACUCCGUCUAUGGCACGGAGGCCUUCUACCACGUCUCCUUUGGUGGCCGCAGUGCCUGGAUCUUCUCCAGCUUCUGUUUGGACAUCAUGAACAUCAUGUGGAUGCAUAAGAUUGCUCGUGGCUGCUACAAAGUGCUGCAUUCCAGUCGACAGUUGAAAGCUCAGACUCAGGAGAAUGGAAAAGUUGACUAAGCAUGACCAGGAGAUCACUCUCAGCAGUGGGGUGAAUUCCACAAAGUUUCUCUCUCAGUGCUAUUGGUUUUUUGUUUGUUUGUUUGUUUGUUCCUCACUGCUCUCAGAAGGGAAGUGGAGAGAUGAAGCUGGACGUCAUGUGACAGUAGAUGAGAGAAACACCAGAGCAAUAUUUAAAGUUUCAGAGAACUUCACGCUGUGAGCGGACCACUGAUGUUGCAUCGAGAUGGCCAGUGCUGGUAAAGCCACCCUGCCCAUGUUAGUGCUCUAGGCUGAAGGGGCCAAUGCUCAUGUCAAAUCUGUUUGAUUUGUUUAUGUCCUGAAAGCUAAACAUUUUUAACCUUCAUUUGAUUAAACUUUUGGCUGUUAGUCCUUGGUAGAAUGACCAUGACUUCCUGAAAACAGCAAGUGCCACAUCCUUCUAAUUUAAUCAUCCAAGUCACUGCCUUCUGUAAAGGGCCAGUGUGAGAAGCAUCUGCCCAUGUUGUUUACGAUGAAGUUAGACCUUGUACACUGACUGAAAGGCAUUCAUCCUUUCACCUGCACUAUACCAGGAUACAUUGAGACUACAGGCCGGACCUGAACAGAACCUAAGAUGCCAACUAUGUGACAACAAAACAGAAGGAUUAUCUGUGAGUCUACACAGACAUUUUACAUUUAUGUAAAGUAUUUUAUACUGAGAUAAUGAUUGGAGAGCAGUGCACUUUGCUGGUGUGCUAGAGGACACAUCAUAAAUCUUGCUCAUGAAAAGGACAUUAUGGAAUGUCUAUAGAACAGCCAAGAUGUUUCCACCCCAGAUUUGAUUUGGAGACGGUAGGCAUAAUCUGAUACUUUUUCAGUACACUUUGAUUUAAAAGAUGAGUUUAUUUGAUUUAAAAGAAGAGUUUUUCAUAUUAGACAGAGAGUUCACGCAUGCGAAUAAAGUGUCCUCGCAGCACAAUCUGUGUCCUCUUUGUAAAAAUGAUUGGUGCAUGCAGCGGUGAUGUGGUACCCUGAAUGUUUGCAAUGUAGAUAGAAAUGUUUAUUAGACAUGCAAAAUACACAUUUUAAUUAUUUUUGUGUACAGUGUAUCCAGUCAAUAUAGGACAUAAAUGGUCUAAUAUUUUGGAAAGGGAUUUUAAAGGAUGUUUCAGUCAUGGACGUUAUGGAUAACGUUCAUGUGAUCUCUUGCAAAAUGUUGAGAUCUUUUUCUGCAUCAUACCUUAUUUAUUUGAACCAGUCCAGCACUGGAACAGCAUGUACUUACAUAUUUAUUGUUUUAAAGGAAAUGUAUGAUGUAUUGGUAAAGGGUGUUUGUGAUUUAUUUAAGUAGAUAUAUACAAAAUAAAGGAAUUGACAAUAUAAGGAAAUAUAUUACAAUCAGUUCAGAAUGCAUCACAUGUCACUUUGUAAGACAUUUUAGCAUAGAGUGUUCAUACUAUACAACUCUUGCAUCCAAUGGCAAUUCACCUACACAGAUUAGAGAAAUGGAGGAUGCCAUAUGUUAUUGUAUUUUGUUAACUGAAAAAGUAUUUAUUAUGUAUGGAUAUGAGCAAGAUGAUGUGAGAUAUAUCAGAAUGGUCUGUUCAUUAAAAAUGCCAGAAGUUCUAUUUUUAAAUGAUUAAAUACUUGAAUCCUUGCUCUACCUUACUGUGAAAGGCAGGCACUGAAAAUUCUUUUAAUUGCAGUAUGUGCAAGAUAAUUCCAGUCAUAAUGCUUUGACUUGCUUUGCAGAUGUGUUUCUUGUGGAUGUCUUUUCUAUGCGAUUUCUUUACAAUUUUCAUGUCACAUUGAUGUAAGAUUAUCAUAUAAUUUUGAUUGUAUUAGGCUGGCAUGGCCGGUUUUCCUAUUUUAUUGCGGUCUCCAAUUGGGUAAUGUGUGAAAGUUGAGCUGAAAGUUUACUUUUUUAUGUUUAUACUUGCACUGUUUAGUGUGAAACUGCAUAUUCAGGUACACCAGCACAAGACAAGUCGUAACAUUUUAAUUUCCAAACAUCUCCAAAUUCCUGCAGACUUUGCCUUUCUAACAUUUUGAGAAAUCAUUGCUGCCAAUUCCACCUUUCCUUGUCGACUUUCGUUCUAAACUAGUCAGUAGAAUAAAAUACAGUACAAAAAAGUUUCAUACUAAAUAUGACAGAAACUACAUUUCUUUUUGAUAAUGUACUUAAUUCUCUUUUUGAUUAGUUGAAAUGGAGUAGGGCUUGCCUUGUCUUGUAAUAGUUAAGUACGAGGCUGAAAUGUUGGGUCUGUUUCCGGGUGAACCUAGAGUGUACUGAUAAUUUUGAGGACUAAACCUCAUAGUGCAGGCUGUAACUCAGUAAAUGUUUGGUCAUUUGCUUUUUCCCUUUCGGGGUAUUAUUUGUAGAAUGCAUCUUACAUUCUGAACAAGUUCUGAAUGUGUUGAUUCAGCUCACAUCACAUUUUUAAUGGGUAAAAAACUUUGUCUGCAUUGGCCUGGCUAAUGAACCAUUUUACUGUUCCAGCUAGCUUCACAGAUUAAACAGCUUGAGUGUGAGGUCUGCUGUGCCUGACUAUCUAUGUGACAGUUAUUUCAUGUUACAUUUUGUUUUCCUCACUUUAUCUUGUAAAAUGUUUCUUAAAAUUGUAAAAGAUUGCAUCUCUUAAAGUGUGUGUGUGUGUGUGUAUAUAUAUAAUUAAUAUAUAAUCACAUACUCAUUGAUGAGAGAUAUGUGAAGAUGAUCUUGGAGUUUUAUAUGUGAGUAUUGAUUUAUUUUCAAAACUUGACUUGUCUUAUUUUUUUCUGACAUAGCCUAAUGCCAUUUGCCUCAAUAAAGCAAUAUGUUAAUUUUGA
This is a messenger RNA of Electrophorus electricus (electric eel), 3907 nucleotides long. RefSeq names its product TLC domain containing 4a (gene tlcd4a). Gene Ontology annotation, biological process: lipid homeostasis. Gene Ontology annotation, cellular component: membrane; endoplasmic reticulum. The record is from RefSeq and is a predicted model, not a curated record. NCBI's taxonomy places the organism in Eukaryota, Metazoa, Chordata, Actinopteri, Gymnotiformes, Gymnotidae.